This is a messenger RNA of Fusarium sp. VM40, 2049 nucleotides long. Lineage: Eukaryota; Fungi; Ascomycota; Sordariomycetes; Hypocreales; Nectriaceae. The record is from the annotation of a GenBank genome assembly.
AUGACUACCAUUCCCCAUCCUUUUGACCCUCUGAGGCCAGAAGAGAUUUCGAGGGCUUCUCGUAUCGCGCGCCCUCACUUCGGAAAUCGAGACCUCAAUUUCCGAGUCAUCACUCUUCUUGAGCCAAGCAAGAAAGAAAUGAUCAUUUUCCUUGAGAAGGAGCAACUUGGACAACAUAUAGAGCACAUCCCAACACGCUGCGCUAGAAUCGAGGUUUCUAUCAAAGGAGAAACUAGCGGCAAUCAACUUUUCGAGCUGAUCGUUGAUCUUGAUCGCGACACUGUUGUCAGGAAAGAGCACGUGGAAGGAAAGCAUUCUUACAUCGAUACCGAUUACAUGAAGGCUGUUGAGAAAGCUUGUCUUGCUAAUGAGGAGGUUCAAGCUGAGAUUCGUUCUCUCGAUCUACCCUCCGGGGCUACGGUCGUCGUAGAGCCGUGGGCGUAUGCGACGGAUGGGAUGAAUGAUAUGACUGAUCGAGUCAGCAUGUGCUGGUUUUACCUAAGACUGUUAGACAACCCCGAUGCAAACUAUUAUGCCUAUCCCUUGGAUAUUUGUGCCGAGGUAUCUGAGUCUCUUCAGGUCACAAAAGUCUACCGCUUACCAACCACACCACACGAGAGGAUCAACAAUGAAAAGAAGCCUUUCGACCAUCGGAGGAUUCAUUCCACGACUGCAAGCGAAUAUCACCCUGAUCUGAGACCCAACCCCCGAACCACCACCAAACCAUACCAGGUAGUCCAGCCGGAAGGUCCGUCUUUCCACAUUCAAGGCAACCAUGUCGAAUGGGAGAAGUGGGAUCUUCGUGUCGGCUUCAACUACCGAGAGGGCCUUACGCUUCAUAACAUUCGAUACGAUGGGCGGAGUCUCUUCUACCGUCUGUCACUGGCAGAAAUGUUUGUUCCAUAUGGAGACCCACGAUCCCCAUAUCCGCGGAAGGGUGCAUUUGACCUUGGUAAUGAUGGUGCUGGGAUCAAUGCCAACAACCUACAGCUUGGCUGCGACUGUUUGGGAACCAUCAAGUACUUCAGUGCGUACCAUAACACGCCAUGUGGUGAGCCUAUGGAACUGCCGAACGUUGUAUGCUGCCAUGAACAAGACGACGGUAUCCUCUGGAAGCACACCAACUUCCGAACGAAUACUCCUGUCGUGACACGCUCUCGCAUUCUUAUUCUACAGACUAUCAUCACUGUCAGUAACUACGAGUACAUCUUUGCGUGGCACUUCUGUCAGGAUGCUUCAAUCUUUUAUGAGGUUCGGGCUACGGGGAUUCUAUCGACUGCACCAACUUCAAUUGAUCACAAGGAUACGUACCCCUACGGCACUGUCGUGGCACCUGGUGUUUUGGCCCCGUAUCAUCAACAUCUUUUCAGUCUUCGCAUCGAUCCUGCAAUUGACGGCCAUACUAACACCCUUGUGGUUGAAGAGUCAAAGGCACUGCCUAUGGAUGACCCAGAGAUCCACAAUCCUUUCGGGGUGGGUUAUGUUACAGAGAGCCAAACGAUUGUGGAAGAAGGCGGGUUCGAUCUCGACUUCACGAAAGCGCGUACGUUCAAGUUCGUCAACGAGAACAAGAUCAACCCAAUUACUGGCACGCCUGUCGGGUUCAAGCUCAUGCCCUUCUACAGCCAAAUGCUUCUCGCGCACCCUAGUUCAUUCCAUGCAAAGCGCUCCGAAUUUGCCGAGCAUGCGGUAUGGGUGACAAGGCAUGAAGAUAACGAUCAUUUCCCUGCCGGCAAAUACACGAUGCAAUCAUCUGGCGGCGAUGGACUGGCUUCUGUUAUUGCCAAGCGUCGAAGUACUGGUACAGCUCAAUCUGUAAGGAACGAGGACAUUGUCAUUUGGCAUACUUUUGGCUCAACGCAUAAUCCGCGGAUCGAAGACUGGCCUGUGAUGCCGAGUGAGAAGCUCGUGGUGGGUCUCAAGCCGGUCAAUUUCUUCUCGGGGAAUCCAGGCUUGGAUGUUGCUCCCUCGACACAGGAGCAGAACAAGAGCGUGCUAUAUGCAGGGGAGGAUGUUGAAGGCUCCUCAUGCUGCGCCACCAAAACGUGA